AUGACGCAGAAUUCAAUUUUCGAAGAGCAACACAGGACAGUUUCUUCAAUGGAGGUUUUGAAUUGCUUGGAGAAGAAGGGUUAUGCUAUGGAUUUGUUUAGACUUUUAAGGUUAGCAAAAGUAUGCAUUGAACAAGAAGCUUUGGAAUUCGUGAGUGUAUACCAUUGCUCUGGUUUCCCCUUUUUUGAUAUUAGAUCUCGCAAUGUUAUCGUGGAAAUGUAUUCUAUUUGUGGAUCUGUUGAUGAUGCAUUGGGAGUGUUCGACGAAAUGCCUGAGAGAAAUUUGGAGACUUGGUGUGUUAUGAUGAGGUGUUUUGCUAAAAGCGGAUACAGUGAAGCAGCAAUCGAUUUGUUUAAUCGUUUCAAGCAAGAAGGGAACAAACCAGAUGGAGAUAUAUUCAAAGAAGUCUUUGCUGCGUGUACGUUGACAGGAGAUGUUGACGAAGGAUCAUUGCAAUUUCAAUAUAUGUGCAGAGACUGUAGAAUCGUACCUUCCAUGUAAAAUUAUCAGAGUGUUACCAAGAUGUUGGCUACAUCUGGCUACUUGGAACCGAGUGUUGAUGAGUGGGAACUACUGAUGAAUCUUUCUCUGGUUCAUGGAGAUGUAGAGCUUGGAGAUAGAUGUUAUGAGUUGAUUGAGAAGUUAGAUGCCACGAGACUGGAUAAGUGGCAACUGCAGGUCUUGUAGCAACCAAAGCAUCAGACUUUAUUAAUGAGGCACAGAGCUGUGACUCUGUAUAUAUUUAGACCGGAAGAUACUUCACAUUCAGAGACGAAGAUCAUUUACGAGACACUAAUGAGUUUGAGGUCACAACUGAA
This is a messenger RNA of Capsella rubella, 818 nucleotides long. RefSeq names its product pentatricopeptide repeat-containing protein At1g29710, mitochondrial. Gene Ontology annotation, molecular function: protein binding; RNA binding. Gene Ontology annotation, biological process: RNA modification. The record is from RefSeq and is a predicted model, not a curated record. Lineage: Eukaryota; Viridiplantae; Streptophyta; Magnoliopsida; Brassicales; Brassicaceae.